Mobula hypostoma (lesser devil ray) is the source of this 366-nucleotide messenger RNA. Its product is annotated as cystatin-2-like. Gene Ontology annotation, cellular component: vesicle; cytoplasm. The record is from RefSeq and is a predicted model, not a curated record. Bases 1 to 366 code for a protein of 121 amino acids. NCBI's taxonomy places the organism in Eukaryota, Metazoa, Chordata, Chondrichthyes, Myliobatiformes, Myliobatidae. The transcript is spliced from 3 exons. Gene Ontology annotation, molecular function: cysteine-type endopeptidase inhibitor activity.
AUGGCGGAGGUCGUGACGCCCUGCAUGCCCAGCAACCUUUGCCCCGUGUCCAUAGAUCACCCUGGGGUGGUGAACGCGAUCGAAGUGGCGACGGAGUACUUCAACAGCAAAUCCAGCGAUUCGUUUUACAGCAUGGUGUGGAAUGUGUUAUCGGCCGAAAAACAGGUGGUGGCGGGGUUCCUGUACUAUCUCACCCUGGAGCUGAAAACUACCGUCUGCAAGAAGAGUUCUGUUUCCCGGAACUGUCCCUUCCAAGAGGAUCCUCAAUAUACCAAGACAAUGACCUGUAAAUUUCAAGUCUUGGAGCACCCGUGGAUCGGGCCCACGCAGGUGACUAAAUCUUCUUGCUCCAGGACGGCCAACUGA